This is a messenger RNA of Paramormyrops kingsleyae, 2446 nucleotides long. It is a transcript of the gene cep57l1, whose product is annotated as centrosomal protein 57, like 1. The record is from RefSeq and is a predicted model, not a curated record. Gene Ontology annotation, cellular component: centrosome. Lineage: Eukaryota; Metazoa; Chordata; Actinopteri; Osteoglossiformes; Mormyridae. Gene Ontology annotation, molecular function: identical protein binding; gamma-tubulin binding; microtubule binding.
UUCACACAAUUAACAAUACAGCACAGUACGUAGUAUUUGCACAAUAAAGGAGAAAAAUAAUGCCGCCAUUCUGUAAAAUUCUUGUUUCCCCACAAAACUAGCACAUCAAUAAUGCAUUCGUCUUAAUUUAGUCAAACGUGGAUAAACAUCUCAUCUGUCACUUGCUUUUUAGCUUGCUCACUCUGUAAACAUCAGUCAUCCUUACGUCGGCCUGCUUUGUGACAGUUUGACCCCCAACUGUAUAUCAAAAGUUAUGUUUCAUCAGGUAAAAAAUGUGACGGUUACGCUGUGAGGUCAGUUCCCUGCAUUUGCGUGGGGGGACUACAUUAAAUACUACGCCCUCUGUUUCCCCGACGGUAUCUUCUUAAGACCUGUGUAAUUCUCUUUAUAAGAUAUUUCGUUUCAGCGCUUGUAACGGACAAGCCUUUCUAAAACGCUGCUGCCUGAGAUCAAGCUGGGUCACGCAGUUCAAGGGUCCAUAAGGGAUACGAUGUUACAGCGUCGAGUUUGUAGUACCUAUUGAACUAAGGCAAGGGAGUGAAUAUUGAAUAGUAAAAACGUGACUAAGUUGACAUUUUAUAUCGUAGCCUCUCAAGUUUUAUAAUAGAUGUGCAUGCUAAACCAAAACAGUGGGAAAAAACAUAUACGUUAUGUUAAAAAUAGACGCAGCCAGGGACGCCACAAUAUUUAAUUUGGCUUCAUUCAUCCCUCCAAAAUAUACAGAACUUUCUGUAAGUUAAUACAGAACAGGGGGCGGAGCCUCGACACGCGCCGGGGGAGGAGGGAAAUUUAAACUGCGUCCGACUCGUAUGCUAACCGGUAGAAUAAGCAUAUUCGGCAGAUGGUGGAGGGUUAUGUUACACAGCAGAGAGACGGCUGCUAAAACUUUACAGAUGGAUCUCUUGGAGGAUCAGAGACGAAGUCUGGCGUCGCCCUUGAAGCACAGCUAUCUUGGAAGCUUCCAUCUGCCACCGGACCGGAUCCCUCCUCCUCUGUCCGCCAAGGGCGCCUCCGAUGUCGGCGACUUGAACCUGCACAAAGGCGGAUUGCGACCGUGUUCAGCAGCGCCCGACGCUAAUGGCAAAGCGGUGAUAGCUGCGCUGAAGAACCUUCAGGAGAAGAUGCGCCGCUUGGAGCUGGAGAGGGUCCAGGCUGAGAAUAACGUCAGGCAGCUGUCACGGGCAGCUCACAGGGGCCCGGCCACCAGGGAGCCUCUACAGGACCCAGCCGCUGAAGGGGCGAGUGCACCCAGCCAAGAGCUGGUGCACCAGCUGCAGUCAGCAGAAGCUCGUUGUAAUCUGCUGGAGAAGCAGUUGGAUUACAUGAAGAAGAUGGUGGAAAAGGCAGAAGAGGACAAGCUCUCGAUAGUUCAGAAACAGGCCUGCCUGCUGAGGUCAAGGCUGAAAGACCAAGCAGACUUCCACACCAAACUGGAAAAGCUGGAGAAACUGGAGAGGGAGUGUCUGAAGUUGACCAGCACCCAGUCUGAAGCUGAGAAAAAGUUAGAGGUGCUGGAGCAGAAGCUCCUUGCGGAGAAACACGAGCGACUAGCCCUGCAGGAGAAGGUGUCCUGGCCCCAAAGAGGCCAUGAGGAUGACUGCUGCCUUCACAGAUCGCCUGCUUCUGAAUCGGCGGGACGGAAGAAGAAGAAGACGAAAGCAGUCAGGAAAACGGCCAAAGUGAAGAGCGCAGCAUCGUUGUCCCCGACUCUCCCCAAGGCGCCGGCGCUGCCGUUCGUGGCGGGGACGUCCACCAGUUCGAGUCACUCUGUACAUGCCAACAUCCAGAGUGUCCUGCACAUGAUGAAACAGCAGCCAGCCCAGCCACGGCGCCCGUCUCGCCCCUGCCGGAAGCCCAGCCCAUUCUCAAGCAAAGGAGCCCACAGGACCCUGAUCCCCAGCCAGGGGGCCUCUGCCUCGGGCAGCUUGUCUGAGGUCCUGUUGGCCCUCCAGGACGAGCUGGGCCAAAUGAGCUUCGAGCACCAGGAGCUUGCAAGGCAAAUCGAGGAAACGCAGAAGCAAGAGCUGCGAGAGGACCUGGAACGUGAGCUGGAUUGCCUGGUCAGACGCAUGGAGGAUAAGGGGACACAAAUCUCCCAGCUCAGGAAGCACCAGCAGGAGGUGGAGAAGCUGAAGCGGAAAGCUCUGGAGUUGAAAUGCAGCACUGAGAGCCCCCGUAAGGGGACUGUAAGGCAGCUGAGGUGCCCCAGGCCACCCCCACAGUCUCCUCUGCCUAGCGAUGGAGUCCCACCAAGGCCCCAGAGCCGGGGGAAGCGGGGAACCACGCCGCAGCCCAAGCAGGCGCAGAGGCUACAGACGAGCCUGAAGAGGAGCGAUAUCCUGUGGGAGACAUAGCCAAGCGAGCACUAGCUAUUGCUGCCCUUGUGCCAUUUCAUGUCAACAAUAGCCCUGGAGGUUCCCACGAGAGGUGAACCAUGUGGAGGAAU